GGCGUGGUCCAUCUUUUGCCCUCCUUUUUGGUCUGAGAUUGCAUACACUGCAAGUUCUAGAGGAAUCCCAAAUUGUGAAUCUUUCUGCAGCUGUCAGGCAUAUGUAUUCUGGCCACCUUUGUUCAUGACACAGAACAUAGUAAGUCUAUAAACUUUGAUGAAGGGCAUUCAUCAUCUCUAGCUAGCUGCAGCAGUUCAAGUACAAAAUGUCUCAUCUGGACAUCCUGUCCUUCAAGUACAAUCUAGACAAGCUGCGGUUCAAGGCCGGCCGGACAACGGGACGGCUACUGUCCGCCAGGGACCGGCAGUUCUCCGACCUGAGCACCUACAAGCCUGACGACGAGGAGAUGAAGAAGGUAUUCGGCAUGAUCGCAAGCCAGCCCGGCCGGAUCUCCAGGAAGGAUCUCCAGGUGCUCCUAGAGCGGCUUGGGAAGGCUGACGCCUCCAGCCAGGCGCGGCGGAUGAUCUGCGUGACCGACAACAACAAGGACGGCUACAUAGACCUGGAGGAGUUCAUGGAGGUGCACAGGAACGGCGUGCAGCUGGGGGACAUCCGGAGGGCGUUCUUCGUGUUCGACAGGGAUGAGGACGGCAGGAUCAGCGCCGAGGAGGUCAUGGCGGUGCUGCUCAAGCUGGGGUAUAGCUGCAGCCUGGAGGAUUGCCGGAGGAUGGUGAGGAAGAUAGACAGGAACGGCGAUGGCUUCGUGGACAUGGAUGAUUUCAUGUCCAUGAUGACUCGCCCACGGAGGAAGCCGUGAGUCCGUGAGCUUUGAGCUUCCGAGCACAUCCUGAUGUAAACAUGCAGUUUAAUCCUAUCUACAAUGUAUGCUACUCAGGGAAAAAAUGAUCAGCUUCGAACCGAUGUUCAUUUAUGGGGAACAUGGGUUUUACCGUGUCUUAUGUUGCAUGAUUUCUGUAACAAAAGUAGAUCAUGUAAAGUGUAAAUUAGGUUCAUAAAAUCCGUAUCGAAGAAAAAAUCAUAAUAGCGUUUUCACCAGAAAUGUGAUACUAGGAGAUGAUUGGAGAAUUUUCGACACCACUCCACAAUAGUGCAAGCCU
This is a messenger RNA of Phragmites australis (common reed), 1059 nucleotides long. Its product is annotated as calmodulin-like protein 30. Gene Ontology annotation, molecular function: calcium ion binding. NCBI's taxonomy places the organism in Eukaryota, Viridiplantae, Streptophyta, Magnoliopsida, Poales, Poaceae. The transcript has a single exon. Bases 207 to 758 code for a protein of 183 amino acids. The record is from RefSeq and is a predicted model, not a curated record.